GACUCACCAGUCUGAGCAAGAAAUUUCUCGAACAACACCUCCCACUUUGCUUGCAUAGUCCCUGUGUUACUUCUCUCUGAUCUUCUGUGCAAACUGCUCCAAACACUACAACCUAUUGACUGUUGCCAUGAAUGUCAAGGCUCUUCUGCUGCUUCUCACUGCAUGUAUGGUCAGUGGAGGUGAUCUUCCCAGGGCCGUAUGGCAGUUUGGGAAGAUGAUCAGUUGUGCCCAGCCUGGUGUUAAUCCUCUGGCUUAUAAUGAAUACGGCUGCUGGUGUGGUUUAGGUGGGUCUGGAACUCCAGUGGAUGAUGUGGACAGGUGCUGUGAAGUGCAUGAUAAAUGCUAUCAAAACAGCAGAAAGCUUCCUGGAUGUGACGGUGUUCUGGAUCUUCCAUAUGUUCUCGUGUAUAGUUUCAGCUGCUCAAACAAGGAGGUACAUUGUUCAGCAGCUAACAAUAAGUGCCAGGCUGCAGUGUGUGAGUGUGACCGUGAGGCGGCUCACUGCUUUGCUUGGUGCACAUACAACCCUGAGAACAAGCACCUGGAUCCUAAGCUCUGUGCCAACUGAGACACGUCGAACACAGAGCACAAAAUGUUUAACACAACUGCCAGCUUUUUAAAUAGUGACUAUAAAACAAAAGAUGUUUGAUUAUGAUUUCUUUGAAGGAAAUUAUUUGAAUAAACCAUGUCAGCUCA
This is a messenger RNA of Girardinichthys multiradiatus, 696 nucleotides long. Its product is annotated as phospholipase A2-like. Bases 128 to 568 code for a protein of 146 amino acids. The record is from RefSeq and is a predicted model, not a curated record. NCBI's taxonomy places the organism in Eukaryota, Metazoa, Chordata, Actinopteri, Cyprinodontiformes, Goodeidae. The transcript has 4 exons. Gene Ontology annotation, molecular function: calcium ion binding; phospholipid binding. Gene Ontology annotation, biological process: phospholipid metabolic process; lipid catabolic process; arachidonate secretion.